Molecule: messenger RNA, 551 nt
Organism: Culex quinquefasciatus (southern house mosquito)
Lineage: Eukaryota; Metazoa; Arthropoda; Insecta; Diptera; Culicidae
Gene: ND-B15
Exons: 2
Coding region: 97-429 (110 amino acids)
Cellular component (GO): mitochondrion
Source: RefSeq, a predicted model, not a curated record
UCGCGGUCUGUCAUUCAUCGCUGCUCAAAAGAAGAAAAGUUUUCCUCGGACCGUGUGUGUGUACCCUUUCUUCGGUGCACCGUGUAAUCCGUAGCGAUGCCCACCCCGGAACAGAUCCAGCAGGAUAAGGCGGCACGCCGGGCCGCCCUCCGCACCGAGUACUGGCGCACGAUGACCAACCCGCACGCCCAUCUGCACGGCGAAAGCGGCGGAGUGUACGAUCUGGGUCUGGCCCGGUUCCAAGCCAUGCGCGUGAGCAACUUUGAGCACUUUAAGCCCACCGGACGGUCGUUCAAGAUUGGUAUGCUGACGGUGGUGCUGCCGAUUGUCGGCUAUGCCUGGAUGCUGAAGCGGGAACGUGACGCCCGGGAAGCGCAGUACCGUACCGGUCAGGUUGCCUACAAGGAUCGUCGCUUCAAGUUUAUCUAAGCGGCCAGCAGUGGCUUUGUUUGAUUAUCUUCUUUGAAAAUGUGUAGAAAGCAAAAAAAGGGGCCGUUUCGGAUAAGCAGAACCAGCAUCAACAAUAAACGGCAGGUUUGGAACAGAGUAGU